Salvelinus sp. IW2-2015 is the source of this 2654-nucleotide messenger RNA. Lineage: Eukaryota; Metazoa; Chordata; Actinopteri; Salmoniformes; Salmonidae. The record is from RefSeq and is a predicted model, not a curated record.
UAACAGAUUUCUAAGAAACAAAAGUCUAACUAAUCUUGAGAAAUACGCAGUGUAAUUUUCUUUAUUCAGCGCGUAUAGUUUGGUGGAGUGGAACAGUUGUCAUUCGACCGUUCGAUGUCGAUUGACAAUUUAUUCUAGACAGAUUUUGUUCAUUGUUAUGUUUGUUAUUUUGGUUGUAACAUUAGCUUGCUAGGCUAUCAGCUUGCUAGCUAUUCACCAAUAUAGUGACAAAGACAGCCUGCUUUCAAAGUAGUAAAACAAUGUUUCGGGAAAAAACUUCGGACUGAAUGUACAUUUUCGGUUCAUUCAUUUGACAAUCUCGAACACGGGCGCAAGCGGCGUCGUGUCUGAACUUGUUGACAUUCUUUUGUUUACAAUGGCUGUCUACAGACUUGCCAGCUGACAUGGCGUAAUAUGUUAUGGGAAGUUAAUAAGACUGAACAAGUUGAGGAAAACAAGAUGGAUGCAAAUAGAAUAGAAGACUCCUUUGAUCUUCUGAAAUGCAAUGAGGUUCUGUCCUCAUCACCUGGCUACCCCCCUACUCCCAUGGAGUAUGAUGACCUGCCAGAGCUGCAGGAGGUAGAGGAGAACCAGUCCUCUCCGGUGCUGUUCCACGUGGGAACUGGGGUGUCACAUCAGGAGUGUAUAGCUGGUUACCCUCACACCAAUUGGCUGACUGAGCUGGCUAACAUUGCCACCAGCCCUCAGAGCCCCCUACUGCAGGAGCCUCCUCCCAUCAAGAGAUCGUCUCCUAUGCACAUCUUUGCCACCAGUCGUAGUUUACAUUCUUACGCCCGACCUCCCGUGGCCAGCAGUGCACCCAGCCCCUCUAGGGGUCACCUUAGGGAGCGCAGCAGACGUGUCAGAGCCAGCAGUGAGUCAGAGUCUGGUGUGUUCUCUAUGUCAUCCUUCUCUGAUGAUGAGGACAUGGGUUGGUCUAACUCCUGGCCCUCAACUGCCUGGCACUGUUUCCUGAAAGGCACCCGGCUGCGGUUCCACAGGGGUUCUAACAAGGAGUGGCAAGAGGCUGAGGACCUGGGAGACUCUGAUGAUGAGUCAGGUGAUGAUGAGAGAAUAAUGCCGUCCACCGCCCGAAAGAGCUACGGUUCGGAAGGUCUGAAGCUAGUGGCCCACGAGGAGAACGUGUCGUACGGCCAGGCUGUCCUCAAACUCACCUUUGACCCCGGCUCGCCAGAAGAUGGCCUCUUAACGGCAGAGUGCAGAUUUGAUCACCCCUUCUUUGUGAAAAACAAAGGCUGGUCCUCGUUCUAUCCCAGCCUGACGGUGGUGCAGCACGGUAUCCCCUGCUAUGAGAUGCAGGUGGGGGACCUAUGUCUUCCUCCAGGCCACAGAGACUCCAUAAACUGUGACGACUCUGUUGUCUUCGACACCUUCAGGAGUUAUGACUUCACCCCUCUGGACUCUUCAGCUGUCUAUGUGCUGAGCAGCAUGGCCAGGCAGCGUAGGACCUCCCAGUCCAGCAGUGGCGCUGUCUCCCCUGACCCAGAGAAACUCUCCAGUUCCUCCCACCCCUCCUCCACCAGCAAACCAAACAGGAGCAAUACCUCAGGGACGGCCCCUGGCGGGGCCACGCCCACCAAAUGCAAGCGGCCAAUGAACGCCUUCAUGCUCUUCGCUAAGAAGUACAGGUUGGAGUACACACAGAUGUACCCUGGGAAGGAUAACAGAGCCAUCAGCGUGAUCCUGGGUGACAAGUGGAAGAAGAUGAAAAACGAGGAGAGGAGGAUGUACACCGUGGAGGCCAAGGCUCUGGCUGAGGAGCAGAAGAGACUCAACCCUGACUGCUGGAAACGCAAGAGAACCAACUCAGCCCAAUUUCUGUCCUGGACAUAAGGUCCUGAGCGAGAUUCAAACCCUCUGGUUUAAACCAACACGGGGUCCCAGCACCAAUAGAUGGCCUAUGACCUUCAGACACUGGUGUGUGUGGCAUGGCGAGGUCAGAGGUCAAAGGUGAACAGACCAACCAGGCGACCCCACUAGCCUCUCUAGCCUGGUCCCAGAUCUGUUUGUGCUGUAUAGCCAACUAUGGUCGUUGGACCAUAAGACAGCACAAACAGACCUGGAACCAGGCUACUCUCUCUCUCUGCUCACCUGUCAAAUUGAUGAGACAUAACUGUGAUGCUGAAUACACUUGCUUUUAUAACUAAGAGACCUUAUAGAUAGGCCUGCAAGACAAAACGACAACUAUGAACUAUAUAUUAAAAAGCAGGUAAUCUAGUGUAACUAACCGUGCUGAUAUUUUCUUACAUUUUAAAAGGACAAGAGAUGCCAUGUUAUUUCUCUAUAAAAAAAGGAAAGGCUCAGUUUUAUUUCUUCAGGUAAUUUCAUAUUUCGAAGCAUGAAACCUUGAGAUCAGGGUUGCAAAAUUCCAGUAACUUUCCAAAGAUUCAGCAGGUUUUCCAGAAAUUCAGGUUGAAAGAUUCCCAGAAUCAGGAGGGUAUAAGCAAGAAAUCCAGAAUCCUCCAACCAGGAAUUCUGGAAAAGCUGAGAAUUUUGGUAGAGUUACUGGAAAUUGAGAAGUUCGGUUAAGGAAGGAGGAGCAGUGAUACAAAAGUUAUAUUUUUAAUUGUAAAAUAAAUAAGGGGGAUUUUAAAUAGCUUUGGUGACACUUUAAAUAAAGCAUUUAUAAGGCA